This is a messenger RNA of Drosophila busckii, 1832 nucleotides long. RefSeq names its product putative ATPase N2B. Gene Ontology annotation, molecular function: ATP hydrolysis activity; ATP binding. NCBI's taxonomy places the organism in Eukaryota, Metazoa, Arthropoda, Insecta, Diptera, Drosophilidae. The coding region runs from base 221 to 1615 and encodes 464 amino acids. Gene Ontology annotation, cellular component: cytoplasm; mitochondrion. The record is from RefSeq and is a predicted model, not a curated record. The transcript is spliced from 4 exons.
UUUUAGUUUGUCAAGCUAGUUUAAAUUAUAAAAUGUACAUAAAAUCCUAGUUUUAAUAUAAAAAAAAGUGUUCAAACAGCUGUUUACGUCCACCGAUGGUAUUUUGCAACUAAACGCCUACGGUAACACUUGACGCGCGACUAUGGGAGGAAGAUUGGAUAAAAGAGAUAAAUUUUAUGUAACAUGUUAAGUUGACGCCAAAAUUAUUAAAUCGUGCGACAUGUUGGUCUACCAAGUGCGUUUGGUGGCGCGGAGCACGCUGCUCCGUACACAGCUGCCAGCCCUUAGUGGAUUAAGCUACUGGCGACAUGCAAGCUUGAGCCCGCUGCCCGAGUAUCACAAACGUGUCAGUGCAGGCCAGAUGAAGCCAGAUGAUAGGCAACUACAAACAGUAGAUCAAUUGGAAAAGCUGUAUCAUAGACUCAAGGGCUACAGGCCUUCUGCACAGUCAACGCCAGGUGAAGGUUUUUUUAGUUCCGUGUUUGGCAGUAAACGCACCAUUGAUGAUGACGAUCGUGAUGAUUUGCAGGCGGGCAGCCAUGCGCCCCAAGGACUGUAUAUAUAUGGCAGUGUGGGUGUGGGCAAGACGACCUUAAUGGACUUGUUUUUUGACUGUUGCAGUCAGAUUAAGCGCAAACAACGCGUGCACUUUACUGCCUUUAUGACCAACGUACAUGCGCGUAUACAUGAAGCUAAGGAACGUCAAGGACCAAUGGAUCGCGCCUUUAACUCUGAGAAGCCUGCGCCCUUCGAUCCAACGAAGCCUGUGGCAGAUCUUAUAGCGCGCGAGUCGUGGCUUAUAUGCUUUGAUGAAUUUCAAGUUACGGAUAUUGCAGAUGCCAUGGUGCUUAAACGUCUCUUUACGCAUCUCUUCAGGCUAGGCAUUGUGGUGGUGGCCACAAGCAAUCGCAAGCCCGAGGAUUUGUAUAAAAACGGGUUGCAGCGCAGCAACUUUCUGCCUUUUAUAGCAUUGCUGCAAAAUCGCUGCUUGGAGGCUAAGCUGGACUCAAUUGACUAUCGCCGCAUAGCGCAAUCCGGCGAUACCAACUACUUUGUGAAAGGUCAGAGCGAUGCAGAGGGCAAUAUGAAUCGCAUGUUUAAAAUAUUAAGCGCACAAGAAAACGAUAUUAUAAGACCUCGCACGAUUACGCACUUGGGACGUGACUUAACCCUGCAGCGCACGUGUGGUCAAGUGCUGGAUAGUACUUUCCAGGAGCUUUGUGAUCGCCCCUUGGCAGGCAGUGAUUAUCUGCAGAUUUCUCAGUUCUUUCACACUGUGCUCAUACGGGAUGUGCCGCAGUUGAAUCUGGAUGUCAAGUCGCAAAUGCGUCGUUUUAUAACAUUGAUAGAUACCCUAUACGAUAAUCGCGUGCGUGUGGUCAUUUCAGCAGAUAAGCCCUUGGAUUCACUAUUCCAAAUGACGGAUAAUCCUGGUACCAUAUCAGACACGGAUCGCGUGCUAAUGGAUGAUUUGAAAAUCAAACAUGGAACGAACGCAUCCCAGUCCAGUGUUUUUACGGGCGAGGAGGAGCUGUUUGCUUUUGACCGCACCAUUUCUCGUCUCUAUGAGAUGCAGAAGCGCGAGUACUGGGAGCAAUGGGCCAAACACCGAUAGGUGUAUCAGUUACUUAACAGUCAUUACUUAAAGCAAUACCUCCUUGGGACGUGGCUAAAAGUUACAGCCCAGUGUUAUUAUUAAGUAAUUGUUUAGAAGAUUUAGACGAAUAUGUACAUAUGUAAAUACCUUCAAUCAAUCGAUCGUAUUAUUAAGUAAAUUGUUUGUUAACAUCUGAUAAGCACGCUUAAAUACAGUAUAUGCUUGAAUUGACUAA